Molecule: messenger RNA, 1717 nt
Organism: Oreochromis niloticus (Nile tilapia)
Lineage: Eukaryota; Metazoa; Chordata; Actinopteri; Cichliformes; Cichlidae
Gene: fdx2
Product: ferredoxin 2
Exons: 5
Coding region: 53-643 (196 amino acids)
Biological process (GO): P450-containing electron transport chain
Cellular component (GO): mitochondrion
Molecular function (GO): 2 iron, 2 sulfur cluster binding; electron transfer activity
Source: RefSeq, a predicted model, not a curated record
CUCCGUUACUCGUUUCCUAUUGGCUGCGUGCAGUCAUGUGACCAAAACAGUCAUGGCGGCCUCUGCUGCAGUCCGGUCGAGCAUGGGACUGACUUUGAGGCUUUCUCGAGUUAUCCCGGACUGUAGCACGUGUCCACUGUUCAGGUUAAAGUGUAAUGCGAAAAAUGCGGCUAAUUUACAAAGGAAGGGGUCCUUUGAUAGUUUCCGGACGAUAAACCGACACUUACAGACGAGUAUAGGUCUUUACCACAGUGAGGAGGGGAGCUCCAAUGCAGAGGACCCUGAGGAUGUUGUCAACGUGGUGUAUAUAGAUCGGUCAGGCCAGAGGAUCCCCGUGAAAGCUAAAGUGGGAGACAAUGUCCUCUACCUGGCUCACAAGCAUGGCAUUGACCUGGAAGGAGCCUGUGAAGCGUCUCUUGCUUGCUCAACAUGUCAUGUUUAUGUGAGUGCUGCUCAUUUUGACAAACUGCCAGAACCUGAAGAGAGGGAGGAUGACAUGCUUGACAUGGCGCCGAUGCUGCAGGAGAACUCCAGGCUGGGAUGCCAGAUCAUUCUCACUCCGGAGCUUGAUGGGAUUGAACUAACCUUGCCCAAAGUCACCCGGAACUUCUAUGUGGAUGGCCAUGUUCCCAAACCUCACUGAGAAGUGAAAUAGAGGGUGAAGAUGGGGUGUGGAGAAAAACUGGAGCUUUUAGCUUGGCGCUAGGCACCAUGUGUACUGGUUGAGUUUGGGAGGGGGGGGGGCAACCAUGGAAAAGGCAUGACAAGGAUAGAAAAGUCCAUAGCAACUCCCAAGAUGUCUUAACAACUGACUAAUUCUACAGUUAACCACUGACAGGACAGUCCCUGCAGAUGAGAUCAGGCAGAGUCAGACACUACAUCUCACAGUAGGUGAUGUUACUUGGAAAAAAAACAAACUUUAAAAAACAAAAAGAUGUUUAACAAAUCCUGUAUUUUUUGUUUUGUUUUGGGGGGUUUGUGGCACGUUCUCAGGCCAGCUUUAUGACACCAUUCAAUCAAACUGUUCUUUUUUUGGAAAAAAAAAAGAGAACUGCAGGGGAAGACUUUAUUUAACAGAGUUAAAUCUUUCUGCUGAUUAAUGGAACAUUCCUUGUUACAGCUCAAAUACGCACAAGUAUCACAAGAUUGUCAUUAUCGUUUUGGCUAGUCCAUUAUUAUCACUCUUGUCAGGUAUUAUAUGCAUAGCAUUUACUUUUGUAUGCACCAUGCUCAUUUAUACAUUUUUGUGUCUAUGAUGUAGAAGUACAUUCUCACUGCCACGAUCAUCCUAUUCUGCAAGACAGAAAAAAGCCAUAAACAGUCAUGUUUGCCUGAUUCUUAAACACGGGCUCCUAAGAAAUCAAAGCAGAAUUUAUACUAUUGAAACUUAUUUUGUAUUUGCUCCAAACAUUUCAGAAACAUUCAUGUGAAUUGCAUUUCAGAUAAAAAGGUGUUUUAAAGCAUUUCUUUGUAACUGUCAGUGAUUAAGGCUUGAUUAGAGGAUCUGGUCCAGCUGGUUCCAUAGCAGGAUGGUGGAAAUGGAAGUAGGACUGCAUGGAAGCUGGUGAUCUUCAUGUUACCAUAGUUUAAGUUUACCACAUCUACCUUUUACUCAAGUCUACUGUACUUGUCCAACUUGCGCACAAGUGAAUUGUGUAUUUUAUGUCUGAUGAAAUACAAAUAUUUUAAGUUGUGCAAUAAAAUCUGUUUAAAAAGA